ACAUUUACCGGAUUUCUUCAUUCGUAAUUGAGGUCACUCCAAUCUGUCACCUGUCAAACACAAAUAAAAUGAAAAAAAUUCGAAAAAACAGGUUCGGGCUCAAACGUAACGUGUGCAAUAACAAGAUAUGUGUAAAUUGAUUAUUCCCAAACAUUUGUGUGCGAGCCACUAAAACCUCCUCACUACACGAUAAACAAAGAGUGAGGUUAUGCCCGUGUUGUCCCGCACUCCAAAACCUGGAUUUCCGCAAAAAACGGCUUGAUAUUAUGGGAAAUCAUUAACGUGGUGCAAUGUCGAUAAAAUCCGAGCCGGCCGAACCCGAAAUGAUCAUAAUCAAGCAGGAAUCAGACGCCGCUCCCGCCUCGCCCUGCACCGCGACUUUUUUCAAGGAAGAAAAGACCGAAGACGAACCCGACGAGAGUUUCCAAUGCAAAAUUUGCAAAAAGCGAUUCGAGAGUGAGGACGAGUUGUACGAGCACGAAAACGCCAAAACGGCUGAUAGGUCGCACUCGUGUUGCGCCUGUGGUAAGUCGUUCCGCGACAACACCCAGCUGAACGUCCACACGCGGAAGCACACGGGGGAGAAGCCCUACGAGUGCAGCGAAUGCGGGAAAAAAUUCUCGAUCAACGGCAAUUUGAGCAAACAUAUGCGCACCCACACGGGGGAAAAGCGGUUCGAGUGCGAUACUUGCGAAAGAAAGUUUACUCAAUUCGCGCACCUGGAAGACCACAUCAAGACGCAUUCGGGCGACCGGCCGUUCGAGUGCGACGUUUGUAAAAGCGCCUUCAAGACGAAAGCCCGGCUUAGGAAGCAUAGAAAAUCGCACGAGGACACCACUCUAACCCGGAGGUCGGUCCAGUGCCCCAUUUGCUCGAAAAUGAUGAAAAACAUGCGGCAAUUAACCAACCACAUGGACUGUCAUUCCUCCGAGAAAAAUUUGUUCCAGUGCGAUAUUUGCGGCAAAAGUUAUCACAAUUUGUAUUACUUGCAAAACCACCAAAAGACGCACAGUGGCGUCCGCCCUUUCAAAUGCACUCUCUGUGAGAAAACCUUCAUUACCUCGGGCCAACUCAGGCGCCACCAAAACACCCACACGGGCUACAAGCCCUAUAAUUGCGAUCUCUGUCCCAAGUCAUUCCCCAACUCCCAGAAUUUGCGCCGACAUAAGCUCACACAUACCGGCGAGAAAAAACAUUCUUGUAACAUUUGCGGCAAGAGUUUUAUCAUCGUUGAGAAUUUGACCCGCCAUAUGAGGACCCACACGGGGGAAAAGCCCUACUCGUGUGACAUAUGCGGCCGCAGGUUUGCCCACAGUACGACGGUCAAAGAACAUAGAAGGACCCAUACGGGGGAUAAGCCCUUCGGGUGCGGCAUUUGUGAUAAAAGAUUUACUAUCAAUAAAUUAUUGUACAAACAUAUACGAGCGAAACAUCCAGAGGAUUUUAAUAGUUUCAAGGAACAGGAAAUGAGGAAAAAGUAUGUUAUGUUUAGUGUGAAAAGUGAGCCUGGGAUUAAAAUUGAAAAAUUGGACGACACGUAAUGUGAAUAAGGCUUCUAAUAAAAACCUCCAAAACCUUA
This is a messenger RNA of Tribolium castaneum (red flour beetle), 1579 nucleotides long. Its product is annotated as zinc finger protein OZF. The record is from RefSeq and is a predicted model, not a curated record. The coding region runs from base 291 to 1541 and encodes 416 amino acids. NCBI's taxonomy places the organism in Eukaryota, Metazoa, Arthropoda, Insecta, Coleoptera, Tenebrionidae. The transcript has a single exon.